AUGAGUUCGAAAAUCGAGUCGCCUGCCGCCGCCCCAUCUGCCGCCGCCGCCGCCGGUGGAACGCAGUGGUGGAAUUCGCCGUUGAUGUUCAUCGGCGGCGGCUUGGCCCUCAUGCUAGGAGUGAUUCCCAUAGCUAUAUGUGUGAUUGUGGCCCAAGCGUUUACGAAGACUUCGGAACAGUCGUCGAGUGAUGGAAAGUCGCUGGAGGCCUCGCGCGCUUUUGGGUUUGAAAUGGAGCCCCGAGUAGUUGUCAUCAUGCCGGGUCAGAUCAACCCGACCUAUAUCGCGAAGCAGGUCGUUCGAAGGAGUGAGGAUGUUUGA
Molecule: messenger RNA, 321 nt
Organism: Striga hermonthica
Lineage: Eukaryota; Viridiplantae; Streptophyta; Magnoliopsida; Lamiales; Orobanchaceae
Source: the annotation of a GenBank genome assembly